UCCCACAGGUAUUGACUAGCGGGAAGUGUCGAUCCUAGCACAGUGGAAAGCUUCUGUUAUUCGAGGCUCGUCAAUAUCCUUCAGAAUGUAAUGUCUGCAUGCGUAAAUCAGUGCACAGCUUAUAUGGAAUAUUAACGUUAACGCAAAAAUGGCUGACGAUGUCGGCCAUGUUGAUUCUCCGGAGCGUACCCGUAAUCCGUCUCCGCCUCCAGAACUGCGCAGCAACACUGAUCUGUUGGAGGCGGACUCCAUCAGUAACACAACCUUUCAGUAAACACUGGCUUUUCUCUACACUCAUGAAGCUUAUAGAGGAGGUAGAGAAAGAUCCUGAGCAGGGAGAUGAGGAUGCAGAGUUUGGACUUGAUGUGGAUGAAGAACUACAGAAUGAACUUUGCAAGCUUUGGGACAUCUCCAUGAAUAUGGAUGUUGCAAGGUUCUUGCAAGAAUUCAAAGCCAUAGAUAUACUGAUCAGUGUCAUUGGGAAGUCGAAGGCACCAAGAGUCACGGAAAUAUGUGUUGGUAUCCUUGGCAACAUGGCAUGUGAUGAAGAAAUCAGCCAAGUGAUGUCUGAAAAUACACAGCUCAUAAAUUUGAUACUCAUGUUGUUUGAAAACAGAGAUCCACCAACUUUAGUUGAGACAACUAGACUGCUGUACACAAGUCUAUCCAAGUCCUCCACAAGUGGUCCCUGGAUUACAGCUGUUUCAGAGUCAGAGGAAAUCCUCAACAAUCUCAUUUUUAUCCUCAACAGCUCAACAAAUUGUGACCUUCUGAAGAAUGCCGGAGAGGUGAUCGACAUCCUGUUGGACCAAAGAGAAGACUUGUGUGAUGCCUGGGCCACCUCUCAGUUUGUCACGGCGCUGAUGGAGGCUAUCAAACAGAUAGGGUGUCACCACAGUGAAGCCCUGGAGAUCUACUUCCACAUAUUCCAGAUGUUUUCCACGAUGGAGAAAGGAGUGGAGACUUUGGUGGCAUGUAGCUCCGACCUUGAGGUGCCGCUGAUGAAAUACCUAGGUGUGCUUUGUGAGGACGAAAUCGUCGGCCUAGAUGGACGAGAAGCUUGCCUUGCCUCCACCCUCUCCGUACUCAACAUUCUUUUCCUAUCAGACAAUUCUGUCCAUGACAAGCUCACCUCAAAUGAAAAUUUGAUCAGAAUAUUCAUAAAGAUACUUGAACCAUUGUCACCAUUGGUACACAUGUCAAGGUCAUCUUCUUCCUCUGACGACUCUCAGGAAAGUUCUCAAGCAAGUUCAUCCUCAUCACAGACAGAAACAGGAGAAGAUAUCUCUCAAAGCGUACGCCAGAAUGGUGAACACACCAUGAGAGGUGGUGGGGAUUCCAAUAGUGACGUAGGGGGGUCCCAAGAAAGUGACCAGAAUCCCCAAUCUGCAUCAUACAGUGUCGAAUCUGACACAAAGGACAGUGAGGCAUUGACUACAAAACUUUCUGUGCUUUACAACAUCAUCAAGGGGUUCCUCUAUGAUCUGCUCUGCUCCCUGGCAGAACAAGAAUAUCAUACAGUGGAGAAAACCUUGGUAUAUCUCAAUUCCUCGUGUAGCAGAGUGCGACUUAAAUAUCUUAUAUUUAUCGUGAAAGAGAUGUCGGCCUCACCCGUGUGUGCUUUAGACUGGUUGACCGAUGCGGCCAACAUUCACAAGCAAGAGAGACUGACUCGUAUUAUUGACGAUGUCUUAUCUGGAAGAAACUUGAAUAGAACUAGAAGUGAUUCCUGUUCUGUUCAAGGAUCAUUGGGCCAGUAAUAGUUCAUAGUCAUAAUAAACAAUGGGGGCCAAAAUAAGGUAACAGUCAUUACGGAAAAAACUUUGCUACACUUCGUUAUGGAUCAGGGAUUUUCCUACAAUAGAAACAGGGUCCGUUAAAAGGACUGAUUCCCCUAAAAAAAAAAACUUGUGAAAAUUCCCAGUUUGCAAAUGAAAAAUUCCCAAUUUUGAAGUCGCUUUUGAAUGAUUAUAUAAGUAGGUUUUAUCUACAAAGACCUAUACUAAUUUAAGGUACUUUUGAAAAAUAAAUAACAGCUGUUGAUAACAAAAUGAAAUCAAAAAUAAUAUAAAGCCAAUAUUCAUCGAAGAAAAACUGAAAUUUGUAUGAAUUUUUAUGAUGUUUUAUUUUUCCCAAUGUCACAUUUUGUCGCUUAGAAAUUCCAAAUUCAAUUGACCCUGGACCCAGUUGAAAAAUUAUAGGAAAAUCCUUGUGGAUGAAAGGCAUUCAGGAUGCAUGAAUGUUUUCAAUUUCAGCAAAUUUUUAUUGACUUUCAAUAUGUCAAAUGGAUUGGACAUCAGGUGAAUCCUAUCUAAGUCCUUUCCAAAUGAUUAUACCAUCAAAAUAUAUAUUUGCAAGUAUUAUUCCGCAGUGGCAUCCACUGUUUCCAGUAAAGGGAGAAAACUCCGAUUUUAUUUUAGAAUGUAAAAGAAAUUCAUAAUAUCAAUUAUCAUCAUACCAUUGAUGCAGACUUACUGAUGAGCUGCCAUGCGUGGAUUCUGUGGAGAACAGAUCAUAAAGUCCCUGUGUGUAAACACAUCGACCAUGUACCCAACUGAUAUGCUUCUCCUUAAAACAUUAGGUUUAAGAAUAUUUUUAUAGAAAACUACCCUGUUCUUCUGUCUGUUGUGUCAAUACUACUGAAGAUAUAGCUUAGGUGUUCGACAUGUGUGACAAAACUUUUCUAUUUGUACUACAUUUGUGAACAUUGACCUUGACCAUGACCUUUGACCUACUUUUAAAACUAAUUCUGGAUUUCAACCCACUCAGCAUGCCAGGUUGUUUUCAGACAACUCCUGUUAAUUGUAAAAUAUUAAUAAAAAUUGGAGAGCACUCAUUUUGAUUGAAAUUCCUGGCCCUAUUUAUAUAUCACAAACUGAAGGAUUUGAUUUUGUAAUGCAGUUGGUCUAGUCAACUGAAAUUGCUUGUGUUGAAUUUCGCCCCAUCAUAUCAACCAACACAAUCAUUCGUGUUGAAUUUCACCCCAUCUAAUCGACCAACACUGUCAACACAAUCAUUCAUAUUAAUAUUGAUUAUGUUUUUCUUUUCUGUCACUAUAUGCACUAGAUCAUGGAACUUGUGCAAGUCUACUUGUAAUAUAUGUCGUAAGAUAGUUUGGUUGGAUUUGAAUGUAUCAUAAGUAAGAAUUUGUCAAUUAUGUAAAAGAUUCAACACACCAACCAACUAAUUUUUACUAUUGUAUAUAUAAUAGAUAUAUUUGUAUUUGGUGUGAAGUAAAAAAAAAUCAUACCACUAGCAGAUUAUCAAUUGCAGCAUGGAAAAUGAAACAGGUGUUUCGACUGUUAUAAAUUGAAUUAUUUGUUGAUGAUGUAUAUGCUUUAAUAUGAAGACCUAUAUAGAGAAAUUAAAAAAAAAGAAAGAAACAAAAAA
This is a messenger RNA of Pecten maximus, 3390 nucleotides long. Its product is annotated as protein saal1-like. Bases 99 to 1760 code for a protein of 553 amino acids. Lineage: Eukaryota; Metazoa; Mollusca; Bivalvia; Pectinida; Pectinidae. The record is from RefSeq and is a predicted model, not a curated record. The transcript is spliced from 12 exons.